Molecule: messenger RNA, 1710 nt
Organism: Manihot esculenta (cassava)
Lineage: Eukaryota; Viridiplantae; Streptophyta; Magnoliopsida; Malpighiales; Euphorbiaceae
Product: mannose-1-phosphate guanylyltransferase 1
Exons: 5
Coding region: 351-1436 (361 amino acids)
Biological process (GO): cell wall mannoprotein biosynthetic process; GDP-mannose biosynthetic process
Cellular component (GO): cytoplasm
Molecular function (GO): GTP binding; mannose-1-phosphate guanylyltransferase (GTP) activity
Source: RefSeq, a predicted model, not a curated record
AUUUGUUGGAGAUCUGUUUUCAUUCGGUUGAAGAAUUAUCUGGAUUUCUGUUCUCUUCUGUGUUUUAGAAGUGUACUUUUCGUGGAAGACACAAAUCCAUUAUGGCUUCCAUAAUUUUAGAUCACGGGGAAUCUUUUGCUAUUUCAUCUGUUUCUGUUCAAGUAUCGUAUAGGAAACCUCUGCGCAAUUUCGCUUCUCGUUGUUACUUGCGCACGUCAGCAUGUUGCUGCAACCUCCUCCCUCUCUUUCUCUGUUCCCCUUUUUCUAGAAUUUGUUAAAUUACCGAAAUGAGUAUAACUGCUUAAUAUCACAUUGGAAAUUCAGCUUAGGAAAAGCAUCAGGCAUCCACAAUGAAGGCACUCAUUCUUGUUGGAGGAUUUGGGACACGGUUGAGGCCAUUGACCCUCAGUGUGCCUAAACCACUUGUUGAUUUUGCCAACAAACCUAUGAUCUUGCAUCAGAUUGAGGCACUUAAGGAAAUUGGAGUGACUGAAGUGGUUUUGGCUAUUAACUAUCAACCGGAGGUGAUGUUGAACUUCUUGAAGGAAUUUGAGGCUAAGCUAGGUAUCAAGAUCACGUGCUCUCAAGAGACUGAGCCACUCGGCACUGCUGGUCCUCUGGCUCUGGCUAGGGACAAAUUGAUUGAUGAUUGUGGUGAACCAUUUUUUGUUCUCAACAGUGAUGUCAUCAGCGAGUACCCACUCAAAGAAAUGAUACAAUUCCACAAAGCCCAUGGAGGAGAGGCUUCCAUAAUGGUGACCAAGGUGGAUGAGCCGUCAAAAUACGGUGUGGUGGUUAUGGAAGAAUCCACUGGGAAAGUUGAGAGAUUUGUGGAGAAACCUAAAAUAUUUGUUGGAAACAAAAUAAAUGCUGGAAUUUAUCUGCUGAACCCAUCUGUUCUUGACCGAAUUGAACUGAGACCCACCUCAAUUGAGAAAGAGGUCUUCCCUAAAAUUGCAGCCGAUAAACAGCUCUAUGCAAUGGUCCUUCCAGGUUUUUGGAUGGAUAUUGGACAGCCGAGAGAUUACAUUACUGGCCUGAGACUUUACCUGGAUUCUUUGCGAAAGAAAUCCUCAUCUAGAUUAGCCAGUGGCCCCCAUGUUGUGGGAAAUGUUUUGGUGGAUGAGACUGCCAAGAUUGGAGAGGGAUGUUUGAUUGGACCUGAUGUUGCAAUAGGUCCGGGAUGUGUUGUUGAGUCAGGAGUUAGACUCUCUCGCUGCACUGUGAUGCGUGGAGUUCGCAUCAAGAAGCAUGCUUGCAUAUCCAGCAGCAUCAUAGGGUGGCACUCCACUGUUGGCCAAUGGGCUCGUGUGGAAAACAUGACGAUCCUCGGAGAAGAUGUCCAUGUUUGUGAUGAAAUUUACAGCAAUGGGGGUGUGGUUUUGCCUCACAAAGAGAUCAAGUCGAGCAUUUUGAAGCCAGAGAUAGUAAUGUGAGGGAUUGCAAUCCAGAUGGGGUGUACAAUAUGUUUAGGCAGGGAGAUGGUAAUGUACUUGGUUCUUUUUCCUUCCCUUUCUGUCAUACACAAGUGUACAAGUUAGUUUCUGGAGGUUCCAAUGAUGUGAGUCAAGCUUCUGAAUGUCUCUGUUGUUGUCGAUGGCGUAAGAGUUCAUCUUGGUGUGUGAAGUGUGACUUAGCUAUGUAAAUAGAAAUAAAUUUUCUGUUUCUCAGGCUUUUCUGUAAUUUAUCAAUUGCAAAUUCUUUGUUUCA